AUGGCUCGCGGACCGAAGAAGCAUCUAAAGCGUCUAGCAGCACCAAAGCAUUGGAUGCUGGACAAAUUGGGAGGAGUGUUCGCUGUUCGACCACGAUCCGGACCACAUAAGCUACGAGAAUGUCUUCCUCUAAACUUGUUCCUCCGCAACCGUCUGAAGUACGCUUUGAACUACGCUGAAGUGAAGAAAAUUUUGCGUCAAAGAGUUAUUAAAGUUGACGGCAAGAUCCGUACUGAUCACAAGUUCCCAGCUGGAUUCAUGGAUGUAAUCAGCAUUGAACGUACUAACGAGACUUUCCGUCUUCUGUACGACGUGAAAGGUCGCUACACUGUCCACAGAAUCACUGCCGCGGAGGGACAGUUCAAGCUUUGCAAAGUUAAGGCUUUACAUGUGGCUAAACAGAACAUCCCUUACAUCACUACCAACGACGGACGUACCAUCAGAUAUCCUGACCCACAUAUUAAGGUUAACGACACUGUCGUCAUCGAUCUCACUUCUAACAAGAUCACCGACUACGUUAAAUUCGAAGCUGGAAAUCUCGCCAUGAUCACAGGCGGUAGGAACGUUGGUCGUGUUGGUGUCAUUGGUCAUCGUGAGAAGCUGCCUGGUGCCUUCGACAUCAUUCAUGUGAAGGAUGCUGCUGGUCACUCCUUCGCCACACGUGUCUCCAAUGUGUUCGUUAUCGGAAAGGGCAACAAGGCUCUCGUCUCAUUGCCUGCUUCCAAGGGUAUCCGUCUCACAAUUGCUGAAGAGAGAGACAAGCGAUUGGCUCAAAAGAAAGCUUAA
Molecule: messenger RNA, 786 nt
Organism: Necator americanus (New World hookworm)
Lineage: Eukaryota; Metazoa; Nematoda; Chromadorea; Rhabditida; Ancylostomatidae
Exons: 4
Coding region: 1-786 (261 amino acids)
Biological process (GO): translation
Cellular component (GO): cytosolic small ribosomal subunit; ribosome
Molecular function (GO): structural constituent of ribosome; RNA binding
Source: RefSeq, a predicted model, not a curated record